This is a messenger RNA of Scheffersomyces amazonensis, 1612 nucleotides long. RefSeq names its product medium-chain fatty acid ethyl ester synthase/esterase (gene EHT1). The transcript has a single exon. Gene Ontology annotation, molecular function: acetylesterase activity; monoacylglycerol lipase activity. Lineage: Eukaryota; Fungi; Ascomycota; Pichiomycetes; Serinales; Debaryomycetaceae. Gene Ontology annotation, biological process: medium-chain fatty acid biosynthetic process; medium-chain fatty acid catabolic process. The coding region runs from base 209 to 1489 and encodes 426 amino acids. The record is from RefSeq and is a predicted model, not a curated record.
CAUAUAGAAGUAAGUAGUAAAUAUUUAUAUUCAUCUCGUAUUUCGCAACAUUUUGUUCCUCGGCAUUAUUAUAAGUGCCACAAAAGCGGCCCCAAUAGUCCGAUAAUUUUUCACUAUUUACGAAUCCUAGUUUAGGGGUAAAUGCAGAAAUUUACUAAUUUAAUCAAGUAUUUUGAUUAUUAAAAGGUAUCAGGCAUCAGGUUUCAAUAUGGGUAUCUUAGGUUGGGGGUUUAGAGCCACUAUUAAAGUUCAUCAAGCGGGUGAUGAUAAGCCAUUAACUUUAAAGACUAAAAAAAAUCAAACUCUCACAUAUCGUGAAUUUAUUAAAACAGGUUUACCUAUAGUAAACCCUUCUCAAAAGCUUUGGUUAAAUCCACUUUUAUUUAAUGGAACUUUACAAACUUUAUAUUAUACUAGUAAUGGAUCUAAGAAAUUUUUAAUUUAUUAUGGACGUGAAUUAUUUACUUAUAAAGAUGGAGGAAUUUGUUCAUUAGAUUGGACUAUUCCAACACCUAAUAGUAAAGAAGAAUUUAAACAACUUCAUGAUGAAGCAUUUCCUGAAGGAUUUCCAAGAUUACAUCCAAGAACUAGAUAUUUUACUAAGAGUGAAUUAGAAACUAGACAAGCUGCUAAUCAAGAAGUAUCUGAACCAGUUAAACCUAUUGUUGUUAUUCUUCAUGGAUUAGCUGGCGGAAGUCAUGAAACAUUAAUUAGAAAUUUUGCACAAACUAUUAAUCAAAAUACUGAUGGUUGGGAUACAGUAAUUAUUAAUUCUCGUGGUUGUUGUAGAACUAAAAUUACUACUGAGAAAUUAUUUACUGCUUUAUCAACCAAUGAUAUUAAGGAAGUAUUAUUAGAAAUUAAAAGAAGAUAUCCAACAAGACCAAUUUAUGCCGUUGGAUUUUCAUUUGGAUCUAUCUUAUUAGCUAAUUUCUUAGGAGAACAAGAAAAGGAAGAAGGACAUGAUGAAUUAAUUAAAGCUGCAUGUUUAAUUGGAUGUGCUUGGGAUUUAGUUGAUAGUGGUUAUCAUUUAGCGAGUAGUUGGAGUGGAGCUUAUUUAUUUAAUCCUGCUUUAACCGACUUUUUAACUAAAAUUGUUAAGAAUAAUUUUACUGAACUUAAGAAUCAUGAUCCUGAAUUAUUUAGUCAAGAAUUAUUAGAUAAAGUUCGUAAAAUUAAGAAUGUUUGGGAAUUUGAUAAUUUAAUUACUUGUAAAACUGUUGGAUUACCUAAUGUUACUCAAUAUUAUAGAAAGGCUUCACCUGUCAAUAGAAUUAAUAAUAUUAGAACUCCUACAUUAAUUAUUAAUUCUACUGAUGAUCCAGCCGUUGGAGUUAGAUUACCAAUUCUUGAUGUUCUUGAUAAUCCAUACUUAUCGAUGAUAGAAAGUGAUUUAGGAGGUCAUUUAGGUUUUGUUAAGAGUUCAGGAGAAUUCUGGUGUGUAGAUGUUGCUGAACAAUUCUUUCAGAAUUUCGAAGCUAGCUUUUAAUUACAUAUUUUACAUAUUUCUAUAUAGACCAUACAAUUGAUUAAUAAUAGAAUUUUACAAAUCCGACUAGUGCUCGGCAUUACGCUUCAUAACCUAUUCACGCCACAACGUAGGGUUUCACAU